Messenger RNA from Clunio marinus, 1875 nucleotides. The record is from the annotation of a GenBank genome assembly. NCBI's taxonomy places the organism in Eukaryota, Metazoa, Arthropoda, Insecta, Diptera, Chironomidae.
AUGAAUCGAUUGAAUAAACUCGACACGGAGGUUGAAUUGGAGAUUCUUCCAAAUCAACACAACACAUCACCAACGUCAGCUACUGUUUAUGGUGGAAGCUACGAUCAUUAUGGUCCGGUUAAAGAAUAUUAUUGUGGAACAAAGCGAGACCUGUGCCCUGAAAAUGAAGAUCCGUUUCUUAGACCGCCACUAUGGGAGGAUAUUACGAGUUCCAUUCAAAACAUUGAUCCUGAAAAUGCCAUAAUGUUAAGCGCUCUCACGGGAGCCACUCAAGUUAAAUUAGAAACGUCGGAUGAUACUUUUCUGGAGUCACUUUCUUCACCUCUUCUUAGUCCGCUAGAAAUUAAGACAGAAAAGGGUUAUUACCAACAAAAUCAUAACAACAAUAUCAUUCACAUAAAUUCGAGUCAUUUAGGUCACAAUAAUAACGGAAACAUCAACAACAACAAUAAUAAUAAUAAUCAUAGCAACAACAACAACUCGUACUCAGUACAAUCACAUUAUCAUCACAAUAACAACAACAAUAAUAACAAUAAUAGUAAUAAUAAUAAUAAUAACACUCAGUCGCAUCAUCCCAGUCAAUUGAAUGGCUAUCACCAGGAUUUCAAUAUUCAUCAUGGUCACAUACCACCACAUCAACAGUAUUCGAAUAAUUAUUACAAUUGGCAACAAGGAACUCAUCCAUCAAGUCAUCAGGCACCUGUUUACAGUAAUAAAUACUCGACACAAAGCAAUUUAUGUGCUCCAAUUAGUCGGUUGAUGUAUGUGCCACCUCUUACGCCACCCAGUUCUGAAGGAACUCCUGGGAGUCCAGGAAACUCUGUUCAAGUAAGUUCUUUUUGUCAUUGAGGACCUAUGCGAAGAACUCCACCCCCGCCUUAUCAUAUUCAACAGCAACAGCAACAUCAUAUGCAAAACAUAAGCAUUCAUCCCGCAAAUAAUAAUCAAUCAUCACCUCAACUAUCAUCUCAUCAUCAGCAUCAGCCUUCAAAUUCAAAUCUUACUGUGCUGAACAAUGGCAAUUCCAACGAUAACAACAAUAACUUGAAUAAUGUUAAGAGUGAAAAUACAAAUAAUAACAAUAGGAGUAAUAAAAUAGUCAUUAAGAAAACGUCAACGACUACAAUUACCACCAAUCAUUCAUCAAUAAUUUUAACCAGCUCGGGUGUGAAAACGAUUGUUGGAAAGUACAAUCGUAGAAAUAAUCCUGAGUUAGAGAAACGACGCAUUCAUCAUUGCGAUUUUAUUGGUUGUACCAAAGUAUACACGAAGAGCUCACAUCUAAAAGCGCAUCAAAGAAUUCAUACCGGUGAAAAACCUUAUUCAUGUCAAUGGCCGGAAUGUGAGUGGAGAUUUGCACGAAGCGAUGAGCUGACACGUCAUUACCGCAAGCAUACUGGAGCCAAACCAUUCAAAUGUGCCAUAUGUGAGCGAUCGUUUGCACGAAGUGAUCAUCUGGCGCUUCACAUGAAACGUCACUUACCGAAAAAUAAAUAAAAACCUUAAGCAACUUCAUGACAUUGAAACUCAAAACCCAUUGAUGAUUGUCUGUCUAAUCAUAAAGACGUUUUACGCAUUCACUUAACGAUGCCGCUUGUGUGCCCGAAAUAAAUUAUAAUAACGAAAUAACUGUGUAUUACUUUUAAAUAAUAUUAAUUGAUGUUUAUUUUAUUCAUUCUACGUUAAUGAAUACCAAAUGAAUCUAAAUGAGAUAGAAUCAGAGAAAUUUUUUGUAGAAUUGAAAAUAAAAACGCUGCCUCGGGAAACAUUGAAGAAGGUAAAGUUUUAAUAGAUUACAAGCAUCGAGUGUAUGAUAAAAUCAUGAAACCUACACUCACAAAAUACCUACAUUCAAACGAAAUCAAUCUUUCGAGU